AUGGGCCCCGGGCCCGGCGGGUCUUCUCCGCGGGCCCCGCGCGCGCCCGCAGCCUGGCAGCGCCCGUUCCUCAACGUCUUCAGGCACUUCAGGGUGGACGAGUGGAGGCGGGCGGCCAAGGAGGGCGACGUGGCCGUGGUGACGGACAAGACCCUGAGGGGCGCGGUCUACCGCAUCCGCGGCGCGGCGGCCGCCCGCAGCUACAUCCAGCUGCCCCGCGCCGGCGCGCAGCCGCUCGGGCUCACCGGGCGGUACCUGUACGUGCUGUUCCGGCCGCUGCCCGCCAGCCACUUCGCCAUCCACCUGGACGUGUCCACCGAGGACGGCCAGGUCGUCCGCGUGUCUCUCUCCAGCCUCUUCAAGGAGUUCAGGUGCACGGCGUCGUGGCUGCAGUUCCCCUUCGCCUUCGGGGCGGCGGGCGCCGGCGCGCGCUGGACCUGCCUGCAGCUGGACCUGCGGGACACGCUGCUGCUCCACGGGCGCCGCCGCUACGGCCACCUCCGGGGCGUCCGGCUGUGCGCCAGCCUGCUGGUCAGGAACCUCUACACCAGCGACCUGUGCUUCGACCCGGCUGUGACCGUCGCCGAGGCCCGGCGGGCGAAGCUGCCCGUCACCCCCGUGCCUCGGGAAAUGGCUUUCCCGGUGCCAAAGGGGGAGAGCUGGCACGACCGCUACCUGCACAUCCGGUUUCCAAGUGACCGCCCCGCAGGGCCCUCCGAGCCGCCUCGGAUAAGCUGCUCCCCUCCCGAGGCAGCGACCCUGGGGCCUGUGCCGCAGCCGUUCCCUCGCCUGGGGGGCCUCGGCAAACCCGUGCAAGACAGCGCGUCCCCGUCCCCUGUGGUGCAGAGACCCAGCCCCGCAGCUCCCCGCCGGGCACCCUCAGCGCCCGGCCGCCUGCCAGAGCACAGCUCGUCCUGCAGAUGCUCGGAGGUGUCCGCUGUCAGUAGCCCUGAGCCCUCGGCCUCCGCGGAGGCUGCCGACCUGCACGCGGUCCCCGGUGACGGCCGCCCAUGUGCCGCCGCGUCGGCUGCGGAGCCCACGGCCGCCCAGGACGCCAGCUCCGGAGAACGAUCCCUUCCAGACCCGGUCCUGAGGCUCAGGGGUGUCGUCGGCUUCGGGGGCCACAGCACCAGAUGGGCCCUGUGGACCAGGGACGGGGCGGCUGUCGUGUACCCCUGCCACGCGGUCAUCGUCGUCCUGCAUGUCCACACCAUGGAGCAGCGCUUCUUCCUGGGCCACACGGACAAGGUCUCCGCCCUGGCGCUGGACAAGGAGGACUCGCUGCUGGCCUCGGCCCAGGUGCAGCCCGGCGCGGUGCGGCUCUGGGACUUCCAGGCCGGGGGGUGCCUGUCCCUGCUGCAGAGCCCCGUGCACAGCACCUGCUCCCUCAGCUUCUCCCAGAGCGGGGCCCUCCUCUGUGGUGUGGGCAAGGACUGCCACGGGAGAACGGUGGUGGUGGCCUGGGGCACGGCCCAGGUGAGCCUCGGUGGUGACGUGGUUGUUCUGGCAAAGGCGCACACCGACUUCGACAUCCAGGCCUUCCACGUCGCCCCUCUGGAUGAAGCCCGGAUGGCCUCGUGCGGGCGGGGCAGCGUGCGGCUGUGGCGGCUGCGUGGCGGGGCGCUGCGCUCCUGCCCGGUGGACCUGGGGGAGCACCACUCGCUGGACUUCACGGACCUGGCCUUCGAGCAGGCCCAGGACAGCAGCCGAGAGCCCACGGCCCGCACCCUCUACGUGUGCAGCCGCAGCGGCCACCUCCUAGAAGUGGACCUCCAGCGCCUGGCCGUGCGGCGUGCCCGCCGCCUGCUGCCCACACACAUGCCCGGCGGCCCCCGCUCCCGGAAGCAGCCCUUCGGCUCAGGCCCCGGGAUCGCUCUCAGCAGCGUCAGUGUCUCCGCCGCCGCAUGUGCUGUGGGCUCCGAGGACGGCUACCUGCGGCUCUGGCCCCGGGACUUCUCCUCGGUGCUCCUGGAAGCGGAGCACGAGGGCCCGGUCAGCUCGGUGCGUGUCAGCCCCAAUGGCCUGCGCGUGCUGUCCACCACGUCCUCGGGCCACCUGGGCUUCCUCGACAUCCCGGCCCAGGAGUACACGGUGCUGGUGCGCUCCCACGUGGCCUCGGUGCGGGGCUUAUCCACGGAGCGCAGCCGGGGCCAGCUGGCCACCGUGUCGGUGGACCACACUGUCCGCAUCUGGGACCUGGCCACUCUGCGGCAGCUGUAUGACUUCACGUCGAGCGGCGAGGCCCCGUGCACCGUGGCCUUCCACCCUGCCUGGCCGACCUUCUUCUGCGGGUUCUGCAGUGGGGCCGUGCGCGCCUUCAGCCUGGAGGGCCCCGAGGUCCUCAUGGAGCACACGCAUCACCGCGGAGCUGUCACCGGCCUGGCCGUCACGCCCGACGGCAGCCUCCUGUUCAGCGCCUGCGCCCGUGGCACCCUCACCCAGUACAGCUGUGCUGUCCCCCGGUGCUGCGUCCUCCGAGUGGCAGCAAACGUGGUGUGCCCAGACGCCCGCCCAAGCCCCAGCACCCUGGUGGUCAGCGGGGACAGCCACCUGCUGGCUUUUGUGGGCCCCUCCAAGCACGCAGUGACCGUCAUGGACUCGGCCUCCCUGGACGAGCUGCUGCGGGUUGACAUCAGUGCCCUGGACCCGGCCGGCAGUCGCCUGGACUCAGCUGUGGCCGUCUGCUUCGGCCCCGUCCCCUCAGGCCACCUGCUGGUGUCCACGUCUUCCAGCAAGGUCAUCGUGCUGGAUGCCACGUCAGGCCGCACCCUCAGGAAGCUGUGUGGCGUCCACCCCGUGGCCUGUCCCUCCCUGGCCCUCAGUGAGGAUGCCCGCUUCCUGCUGAUGGCCGCUGGCCGGGCAGUCAAGGUGUGGGACUACACCCAGGCCGGCCCUGACUGCCAGGUGUACGUUGGCCACUCGGAACCCGUGCAGGCCGUGGCCUUCACCCCCGACCAGCAGCAGGUGCUCAGCAUAGGGGACACCGUGUUCCUGUGGGAUGUGCUGGCAGCCCCCCCCAGCAGCCCAGGCCUGCUCAGGACACCGGCAGCCCGUGAGGCCGGCAUGUGCCCUGCCUUGGAUGACGAGAGCCGGCAUGCUGAGGGGCCACCCAAGACCCCAGGCUCACCUGUGCUGGCAGAAGAGGAGGCCGGCGGGGCUGGUGACGGGGCUGUGGAGGCUACGAAGGACUCCCCCUGUCCCCACAGCCAACUCACAGGUGCCCAGAGCACCUGGACAGCGCGCCCAGAUUCCUGCACGCACUCCACGCCUCUGUGCGAGGCCUCCAGGCUGGCCAGGGUUGUCCACGAACCCCAGUCUGCCGAGCGCCUCCCCCCGCCUGCCGGGAGCAAGCAGCUGCACCUGAAGGCCGUCGUGGGCUACAGUGGGAACGGGCAGGCCAGCGUGGUCUGGAGGCCCGACACAGGCUUCUUCGCCUACACGUGUGGCCGCCUGGUGGUGGUGGAGGACCUGCACUCCGGUGCCCAGCAGCACUGGCGAGGCCACCCCGAGGACGUCGCCACACUGGCCCUCAGCCACGAUGCCCAGGUCCUGGCCUCUGCCUCAGGCCGUGGCGGCACAGCCGCCGCCUGUCAGAUUCGCAUCUGGGACGUGCCCGCGGGCCUCUGCCAGCAGCUCCUGUCCUCCCCCCACUCAGCCGUGCGCGCCCUGGCCUUCUCGCCGGAUGACAGGCUCCUCGUCACCCUGGGGGACUGUGGCGACGGCGCCCUGGCCCUGUGGAGCACAGCCACCUAUGAGCUCCUGCUGUCCACGCGCCUCCUGGAGCCGGUGCAUGCUGUGGCCUUCAGCCCCUGGGGUGCCGGCGAGCUCGCGGGUGUGGGCCCAGGCACGGUCACCUCCUGGCUCCUGCGGCAGCACGGGACAGACGUCAGCCUUCAGGCUCGCAGAGAUCCGGUCCCAGAAGAGGUGGGCGUGGAGGAGCUCACCUCGCUCUGCUACGGGGCCGUACCCCUGCUCUACUGUGGCUCCAGCUGUGGCCUGGUCUGUGUUUGGGACACGCACGUCGGCCGUUGCUUCCUGGCCUGGGAGGCGGACGACAGCGAGAUCGGAGUGCUGCUGUGCUCGGGCUCCAGGCUGCUCAGCGGCAGCCACGCGAAGCGGCUGCGCCUGUGGGCCGUGGGGGCCGUGCCGGAGCUGAGACGCAAGGGCUCGGGGGCCAGGUCCACUUCUGUGUUCCUGGAGCACGAGCUGACCCUGGACGGGGCUGUGGUGACUGCCAGCUUCGACGACAGCAUGGACAUGGGGGUCGUGGGCACCACGGCGGGCACGCUCUGGUACGUCGGCUGGGCCGAGGGCACCAGCACCCGGCUCGUCAGCGGCCACAGGGAGAAGGUGAACGAGGUGGUCUUCAGCCCCAGCGGGCCCCACUGCGCCACGUGCAGUGAGGAUGGCAGUGUGCGGGUGUGGUCCCUGGCCACCAUGGAGCUGGUGAUCCAGUUCCAAGUGCUGAACCAGAGCUGCCUGUGCCUGGCGUGGAGCCCCCCAUCCUGUGCACGGGCGGAGCAGCAGCGGGUGGUGGCGGGCUAUGGCGACGGCACACUGCGGGUGUUCAGGCUUGCCCGCACGGCCUUGGAGCUCAAGAUGCGUCCCCACUGGGCCGCGCUGACGGCCGUGGCCUUCUCCACGGACGGUCAGACCAUCCUCUCCGGAGACGAGCUCGGGCUUGUGGCCGUGAGCCGCCCCCACGCGGGGCUGACGUUCCGCGUGCUGAGUGACCAUCAGGGAGCCCCGAUCUCUGUCCUCCAGAGCACCAGCCGUCAGUGUGGAGACGUGGGGGCGGAGGGCACGGACCUGUGGCUGGCGGCCAGCGGGGACCAGCGGGUCAGUGUCUGGGCCUCCGACUGGCUGCGGGACCACUGUGAGCCCGUGGACUGGCUGAGCUUUCCAGCGCCGGCCGCCCUGGAGGCCCCAGGCCGCCCGCCGCCCUGUCUUGCUGCCUUCUGCCCCUGGGACCGGGCGCUGCUGGUGUGUGUGGGCCUCGGCUCACGCAAGGAGGUGAUGCUGUACAGCCUCCGUCAGAAGCAGGUGCUGGACAAGAUCCCGCUGCCGUGCUCCGCCGUGUCCCUGAGCCUAUCCCCCGCGGCCCAGCUCAUGGCCAUCGGCCUCACUGGGUGCGCCCUGAGGCUGGUGGACUGUGCCUCGGGCACCAGCCAGGACUUCGCGGGCCACGACGACUCGCUGCACCUGUGCAGGUUCACGCCCUCCUCCAGGAUGCUCUUCACCGUGGCCUACAACCGGAUCCUGGUGUGGGAGGUCACUGAGCUGCGGCCACGCGGCCAGGACCGGCCGUUGGCGUGUGCGGAGGGUCCCGUGCCCGUCGGGGCCCCGUCUGUGCCUUGUAGAGUUUAAAUAAAGUGGACGUUUGCUCAUUCCUGCUCCUUGU
Messenger RNA from Lepus europaeus (European hare), 5401 nucleotides. It is a transcript of the gene WDR90, whose product is annotated as WD repeat domain 90. Lineage: Eukaryota; Metazoa; Chordata; Mammalia; Lagomorpha; Leporidae. Gene Ontology annotation, cellular component: centriole. The record is from RefSeq and is a predicted model, not a curated record. Gene Ontology annotation, molecular function: protein binding. The coding region runs from base 1 to 5367 and encodes 1788 amino acids. The transcript has 39 exons.